Messenger RNA from Oreochromis aureus, 4117 nucleotides. RefSeq names its product probable ribonuclease ZC3H12C. The transcript is spliced from 6 exons. Lineage: Eukaryota; Metazoa; Chordata; Actinopteri; Cichliformes; Cichlidae. The coding region runs from base 231 to 2912 and encodes 893 amino acids. Gene Ontology annotation, cellular component: nucleus; cytoplasmic ribonucleoprotein granule. Gene Ontology annotation, molecular function: mRNA binding; RNA endonuclease activity; metal ion binding. The record is from RefSeq and is a predicted model, not a curated record.
CCGACAGCAGCAGCAGCAGCGUCAGCAUGCAAACUUUGCACUACCACGAGAGUUUUUACCAGGACACUUGUCGUAACAUGUGAUGGAGAAGGAAUUCAACACGGGAGGAUGCUACGAUAAAGUACUCUCACAGGACUAGUUAGUGAGUUAAGUAUCAGCAGUAACAGUGGGGUCAGUCAGGUGUUUGGGAGGUCACGGAGGUAGUGGAGCUGGAUGUAUGAGAAGGAUUCAUGGGCCUGAAGGACCAUCUGGAGGAUGGGACAGGCCACAUCCUCAGCCCAGGGCUGGAUCUGGACUACCUACACGUGGAAGGUGCUGAACGGCAGGCUGGGAAUUUAGGAGCGGGUGUCACUGUUAAAAGCAGCAAUACUGUUGGUAGCAGAGGCAUUAGCUCUAUCAUUCAUUCAAGCAGCAGUAGCAGUUGCAGUAACUUUUCUGAAGAGAGUGCUAUCUCUGACAGUGAAGAUGAAAGGCUCCAGACUGGGCCUGGUUCUGACUCUAAAACACCGCACCACGAUCAGCUUCACCUACACCAAAGGGAGGAGUCCUCAGUCUUUCAGCCAGUCAGGCUGGACCUGGCACCAAAUACGUCUCCUGGAGACCCCCCGGAAAGAUUUUUGACUGACCCCAUCACACACUGCCGCACGAAGGUGGAGUUUGCUCUCAAACUAGGCUACCCCGAAGAGCUAGUGUUGCUGGUCCUGAGGAAACUAGGCCCUGACGCACUUAUCAAUGAUAUACUGGGAGAGCUGGUUAAACUGGGAACCAAAAUAGAGAUGGAUCAGCAAGGAGGUCAAGCUGUCUCACAGUCUCCAUCGUCCUCUUUGUCCUCCUCGGUGGCCUCCAACUCCUCUCUGGAUUCUUCUCGGCUACUGUGUCCAUCCCACCUGCUAGAAGACAAAGAAAACCUGCGACCUGUUGUUGUGGAUGGAAGCAAUGUAGCCAUGAGUCAUGGGAACAAGGAAGUUUUUUCCUGCCAAGGUAUUAAGCUAGCAGUUGAUUGGUUCUUGGAGCGAGGCCACCGUGACAUCACAGUUUUUGUCCCUGCUUGGAGAAAGGAGCAGUCGCGACCUGAUGCUCUUAUCACAGACCAAGAGAUCCUGCGGCGUCUGGAGAAAGAAAAGAUCUUGGUUUUCACUCCAUCGCGACGUGUUCAGGGACGUCGUGUGGUUUGCUACGAUGACAGAUUCAUCGUCAAACUGGCCUACGAGUCAGACGGUAUAAUUGUUUCAAACGACAACUACCGUGACUUAGCGAAUGAAAAGCCAGAGUGGAAGAAAUUUAUAGAUGAGCGCCUGCUGAUGUACUCGUUUGUAAAUGACAAAUUCAUGCCACCUGAUGACCCGCUGGGACGCCAUGGACCUAGUCUUGAGAAUUUCUUGAGAAAGAGGCCUGUUAUUCCUGAGCAUAGAAAGCAGCCAUGUCCUUAUGGAAAAAAGUGCACAUAUGGCCACAAGUGCAAGUUUUAUCACCCUGAAGAGGCCUGCUGUGGCACAUGCCCUGCCAUUUCAUCAGUAGCUUCAAGAGGCCUGCUGGAACAUGCCCUGAUGGUGAAGAGCCAAAAGAAUGGUCAAUCAGAAGGAAUGGCUGAAGCCCAGCUGAUUCGGGAUACCGGAAAAAAACAGCCAAAUCGGAGCCUUCAGAGCUCCUUCAGUGAGCUCUUGGAGGACAAACCUCAAGUCAGUUCCAAAGUGGAGGAACAGAGGAGAAACUGCAGCAGUAGUGGCAGCUGUAGCAAUAACAUUGUAGGACAUCCUGCUCCAGGGGGACCGCCUUCAUCGGGACAUCUGGAAAGAUGGGAACACCCUGACGGAAGUACUGGAGGCAGCUCCAGUAUUGCCGGGGCUUCAGGACCAAACAAAGUCGAAUCUUAUUACAGAUGCAGUUCUCCAGAGGUGGGCUACAACUCUCUGGUAAAGGCUUAUUCAGGACUCAGUCUUGUAGUGCCACAGACUCCUGAAUGCUUCUUUCCAGGUGAGCUCCGCACAAGUUCACUGGCUUCAGAUUGUAGCAGUGAAGGCAGUGUCAGCUCAGAUUCUUUCUCUCCUGACCCCGUGUUAGAUGAUAGCCCCAAAUGCCAUCACCAUCAUCCACACCACCAUCAUCAUCACUACUCUGGCCAGUACCCCCACCAGGCAAGCCGUGUGUCUCCUAGACUGAGCCAGCAUUCUCCUCGUGGCUAUGUCCAUCCUCAAGGACUUUGGAGACAACGUGAUUUUGGCAUAGAAGAUACUCCAGCAUCCGCCACCUCUCACGUUUCGCCACGUCACGUCAACACCGCUUCCGUCUACAUCCAACCCCAGCUACAGCUGCUCACCAAUUUUCCAGGGGACCCACCUCAUCCACAACAUCCACCCCAAACACCCACUGCUCACGCCCGGUCUCAGAGCUUCCCUCGCAGCCACAAUACGGUGGGCUCCCUUUGGCCGGAACACGGGCUUCAGGACAGAGUGUGUGAAGGUUCACCAGUUCAUUCUAGAAGAAACUACUCUGUGCUAACCCAACAACCUCAGCACCAGCAGAACUGGGACCCUAAUUAUGAGCCACCCCCUAAGCCUUACUAUGAUCUGUUUUCCUAUAAGAGUUUUCCACAAGUCCAUGGACACUCUCCUUGGGGCCAGCAAGUUCAUUCAUCACCACAUGGCCUUUUAAUACCAGGUCUUCCAUCGCUUUCGCAGCAGUCUCUUCCAUCUGUCCCUACCCACAAGAGCCACAUGCCCUCAGCAACCCAGCACGCAAAGCCAACUGCCUUGGGUCGAUACCAGGACCUUAGGGAGAGGGUGUUUGUUAACUUGUGCGGCAUCUUCCCUCCAGAUUUGGUGAGGAUGGUAAUGACCAGGAACCCACACGUGACGGAUGCUCAAGAGCUUGCAGCUGCCAUUUUAAUGGAGAAGUCACAGCACAGUUCUUGAAUAAAGACAGUAAAGUUUUCAUCUUAACUAAACUCGUAUUUGCGGGUAUAUCCUCUGUAAGCUUAAUAAAAAAGUCAGGUUGGGCAUACAGAAACCAAAAUCACAAGAUACGAGACUCCUUCAGCUGUUAACACACUGCCUUUUUGAACUCAUUUAUUUUAAUGCUAUUAUUGUACAGGGAAAUACCAAAAUUGAACGUAACAUAGGAAAAGGUAGGGGUGCAUUUGCAUGUUUCAUCUUUUUUUGGUUAUGAGUCAAAACAGCACUGUAUUUAGGGAAGCUUUUAAGGUGUUUCAAGGGUGGCAGUAUUGUUGAUUUUAAACUUAUUUAUUUGUUACAUUUAAGUUAUUUAUAUAAUUUUAACAUGAUUUUAGUUUUGUGGCACUUUUUGUUCAUUUUUCUUGCUUUCUUUAGAUCAUUUCUUUUGGCAAUCAUAUUAGGGUAUAAUUAUAGCCGUUUGCGCUGUUUCUCUGUUUCUUAUUUUUUUAGUCACUGAGAUGACAACAUCGGGUAUGUAGCUCUAACAUUUUCAGCAUUAAUGUGCCACGCACGUAUUUGCCACAUUGCAAAUACAGCCCGACCAUAGUUGACGCUCAAGUAAGCCCAACAAACGGCUUUCUUUCUGUGCUGACAGGUGGCAGAUCAGUUGUUGCGAGAUUUUGUGGAUUUCCCCCAACAAGGAAGUGAAACUCAACCAGCACCCACAAAAGAAGAUAGCAAAAACUCCACUUGAAAACCCCAAGCUGUUGUUCACUUUUGAAUGAGAGUUGUUUCCUCUGUUAGGAUAGCCCUGUCAGCUGACUUCACGGUUCAUCACGCGCUGUUCCUUUCCAUCGCUAAACAAUAUCAGUGUGCUAAAUCAGGUUCAAAGUGUGGCAACUGGAAAUGUUUAUGAGGAACAGAGAUUGUUGGUAUUGUUUUAAUUUAAAUUAUGUGUUAAUUUAUUAUCCUUAACGUGUGUGAAUGUGAGACAUGGGGUCUUCUUUAUCAGUGGUGGAGGGUUUAUCUGCCUCUAAUGCUUUUCAUACAGUUGUGUUAACUGCACAGAGAUCCAGUUUUUUUUUUUUUUUUAGUUUAUGGGAUAUUGAAAACAAACAGGCAAGCACCGGGUAAAAAUCAUAACCUUAAAAUCACUACAUCACCACUAAACUACAUGUUGGACCAUGGUAGUUUUUUUACUUUGCAGUUUUUUUUUUCUCAGGAGA